AUGGACAAGUGCCCAGACGAGGUGCUCGUCAAAAUCUGUGCUCAUAUGGACUUUCCGAGUCUGGCAAAUCUGCGACUGCUCAACAAGCGGUUGGCCGAAGUCGGAGCCGAAGCGUUGGUCAAGAGAGUGCGCUUUCACUGCACCGAGGACUCCCUUAGACGUCUACAUGCCAUAUCCCGUCACCAUGUCUUCGCCAAAUACGUCGACACUGUCGUUUUCGAAGGCAAUCUCUUAGCCAGUGUCCACUGUGUUCAUACCUACCAAAACCACUAUGAGCUCGAGCAUCACCAAAUGGAGCGACCCGCCCAGCCUCGCAAAGGUGCAACCGACCGCGAGAGGAGACUCUACGAGCGAAACAUGGCCAAGUUCAACCGCGAGAUUGAGAAAAAGUUCAAGCGCUAUCUAGAUCUAUACAACAAACAACAGAAAGUCCUCCAGUCCACCGCCUAUGCCGACUUCAUUUCGUCGAGCAUGACCUCUUUCCCGAAACUGAACAAGCUUGUCCUUUCCACUGUCGGCCGCUGCAAGCAUGUUCUCUCGGGAAGAUUCCUCGAGUCGUUUACAGCCGACUGUGCUAUGCCAAUCGAACAAGAUACCAGUUUCACCAAAGACCAGCUGAGUCAUCUACUCUUCCCGCGAGGUCAACCGCUCACCCACCUCGGCACGCUAGAAGUCCACGUCUUGAGCCCCAAAUUCUUCACUGGUUUCGUGCCGGCUGACCUGAUCUGUUGCGCCUUCCAGAACCUCAAAGUCAUCGACCUGAACUUCCGUCUGGAGAAAGACGACCGGAUCAGUUUGGAUAUUAUGACUGCGAGGCGCUGUUACGAAGAUUUUACCAAAAAUGGAUGUCUUCGGGCUGCACUCUCGGCUGCGCGUGAUUUGGAACAACUCACAAUCAACUUUGAUGAUUACGGCUACUAUGGGCCGGUGACUAGCCUCGAGACCAUUCUCGGCUCAAACACUUGGCCACAUCUCAGUGUUUUGAAUGUGGAUUGCAUGACGACGACUGAGGACUAUUUUUUGCGCACUCUGGAAGGCCAGCCGUCUCUCCGUGAUUUGCGAAUGGGCUUCAUGACUCUCGAAGAAGGUUCGUGGCCGGAGGCCACGAGGCGGAUGCGAAAGGAUUUGAAUUUGAACAUCUUCAUGGCAUGUGGUAUUCUCGAGGAUCCAGACCAGAUGUACCCGAUGCAUCUUCUUGAUACCGAAGCCUACGUGGAAGAUCACCACCAUUUCACAUUGAGCGACGCUCUUGCGCUCUACGUCACCGACGAAUUCGGCAUUCCCGAAGAGGAGGAUUACCAUCCAUUGCUCGACGACGAUUUCAACGAUGAAGAGACUUUGCGGGAGGAAUACGGUCCAUUUGCCGAUGACGACGACCCAUCGGAUAUGGACUGCAGUGACUAG
Molecule: messenger RNA, 1404 nt
Organism: Cladophialophora psammophila CBS 110553
Lineage: Eukaryota; Fungi; Ascomycota; Eurotiomycetes; Chaetothyriales; Herpotrichiellaceae
Exons: 1
Coding region: 1-1404 (467 amino acids)
Molecular function (GO): protein binding
Source: RefSeq, a predicted model, not a curated record